AUGCUCAAGUUAUCUUGGGCGGUGUGCCUCGGAGCUCUUAGCUCGCUACCUUCAGCUGUGUAUGGCGCGGGAUGCGCUGGGCUUAGUGGCAGCGCAUCUGGGAAUGAUCCGUUUUGGAUGAACGACUCCGGCUUGACGUCGCUCAGUAAAAGCGCGUACAAGUCGGGCUAUAAGGUAUUCCGCAAUGUGAAAACUGACUAUGGGGCCGUGGGCAAUGGUGUCGCAGGCACGUACGAUACCGCUGCAAUUAACCGAGCGAUCAGCGAUGGCGGUCGCUGUGGCCAAGGCUGUGUAUCAUCUACAAUUACACCCGCAAUCAUCUUCUUCCCUCCGGGGAAGUAUCGUGUAACUGCACCUAUAAUUCCAUUCUACUAUACAACUCUUGUUGGUGACUACAACAACAAACCAACACUUGUUGCAGAUGCUAACUUCAAUGGCAUUGCUGUUAUUGAUGCUGAUCCUUAUAUUCCCGGACAAGUUAACCCUGAUGGUUCGGGAGUUAACUGGUGGACAAACCAGAAUAACUUCUUUCGCUCAAUUCGAAACUUUGUGAUUGAUGUCACAGCCAUGCCGCCUGAGGCAUAUGGAACGGGUAUUCAUUGGCAAGUUGGCCAGGCAACAUCAUUGAACAACAUUGACUUCAAGAUGUCAGCUGCAUCUGGAACAAGACACCAAGGAAUAUUUAUGGAGAAUGGAUCUGGUGGGUUUAUGUCAGAUCUGACAUUCAAUGGUGGUGCAUUUGGCAUGUGGCUCUCCAACCAACAGUUCACUAUCCGCAAUGUAAAGAUUACCAAUGCUGUUUCUGCCAUAUAUCAACUCUGGAAUUGGGGGUUUACAUGGCAGAAUAUCCAGAUAACGAAUUGUCAAGUGGGAUUUGAUCUCAGUACUGGAGGGUUAACCCUAGCUACACAAAGUGCUGGUGGUGUCCUGAUUAUUGAUUCUAAAAUAUCAUCCACUGGUAUUGGUAUCAGGAUGACAAGCAGUCAACCAAAAACACUUGGUGGCUCCAUUGUUCUAGACAAUGUUGCCUUCUCCAAUAUCAAGACUGCCAAUAUUCAAGAUGCUAGUGGCACUGUGGUUGCUGCUAACACUGGUGUUGGUUUGGAAUGGUUCCAGGGAAAUGUUUAUUUAGGCAAUUCAAAGCGCUAUUUGCGUGGAUCAUAUACACCAGCUGGGAGUCGUCCACAGCUCUUGACAGAUACAUCUGGAACUUAUUUCUCCCGAUCUCGCCCUCAAUAUGCAUCAUAUACCACAAGUCAAUUCCGCACUCUCAUGACAAGUGGUCUUGGAGCAAAGGGUGAUGGUGUAACAGAUGAUACUCAGGCAAUCAAUAAUUUUAUCUCUCAGAACUCUGGUUGUGCAAUCCUAAUUAUUGAAACAGGCACCUAUCUUGUUUCAGAUACAAUAUUUGUCCCUGCUGGAACACAACUUGUUGGGGUACUCUACUCAGUCAUUAUGGGCACUGGGAAGAAUUUUGCUGAUCAGGCUAAUCCUCGGCCUGUCAUUCAGGUUGGUCAUCCUGGAGAUGUUGGAAUUGCUGAAAUUAGUGACUUUGUUAUCACUACUACUGGUGGUUCAGCUGGUGCUAUUGGCAUUGAGUGGAAUUUAGAUGCAUCAUCACCAGGGUCAGCUGGACUUUGGGAUGUGCAUGUCCGAUUGGGUGGUGCCAAGGGAACAAAUAUUGAUGCAGCACACUGUUCCACCUCUGCAACCAACUUAGCAACCUGUGGUUCUGCAUUUUUGGGCAUCCAUAUCACUCCUUCUGGGUCAGGAUACUUUGAGAAUGUCUGGGUUUGGAAUGCAGGCAUGUAUCAAGUAUUGGUCUUUCUUAUUUGCUUAUGUUCAACCAGACCAUGA
Messenger RNA from Mycena indigotica, 1857 nucleotides. Its product is annotated as Glucan 1,3-beta-glucosidase. The transcript has 22 exons. Bases 1 to 1857 code for a protein of 618 amino acids. The record is from RefSeq and is a predicted model, not a curated record. Lineage: Eukaryota; Fungi; Basidiomycota; Agaricomycetes; Agaricales; Mycenaceae.